AGUCUGAGUCUGAAGUCAUUCCAUUCAUUCAUGUCAGAUUACUUUAUGUGUGUGGUGUGUGUGUUGAAAGUUCUGAAAAAUAUUUUAAAUUAUUGGACGUAGUUUGAAUGGAAAUUAAUAUUUGUUAUAAUAGAAAGGUGGAGAUUUAACGUUGGUACUUUUCAUAAUUGGUGACAAUUAAGUCGUUACUUGCUAAAAUUAUGCCUCUGACGAAGCGGAAACUCAACUCGGAGAAGGAGGAAUUAUUAGAAAACGGAGAGCCCGGUGGACAUGUACAAAGCAACAUCAAAGGAGAUGAGUUGAAUAUUGCUGUUCUUCUAUUUCUGUACACUCUCCAAGGAAUUCCUCUUGGCCUGGCCGGAGCUAUACCCAUGCUCCUGCAAAACCGGGGCAUAACCUAUACACAACAGGCCGAAUUCAGUUUUGUAAACUGGCCAUUCAGCGUGAAGCUUUUAUGGGCACCAAUAGUAGAUGCUAUUUUCUGGCCAGAGUUUGGACGAAGGAAGACAUGGCUGGUGCCAGUGCAAUACUUGAUUGGCAUUGUAAUGAUCAUGAUGUCUAGCAGUGUGAUGGACUGGCUGGGGUCAGACACUGAGGCUCCCUCCAUGAUGAUUCUCACUAUAUCAUUCCUAUUCCUCAACUUCUUGGCUGCCACUCAAGAUAUUGCUGUUGAUGGAUGGGCUCUUACCAUGUUAAAAAGAUGUAAUGUUGGUCAUGCGUCAACUUGCAACACAGUGGGACAAACAGCUGGCUUUUUCCUGGGCUAUGUCUUGUUCCUGGCGCUAGAAUCUCCAUACUUCUGCAACAAAUAUCUACGAACAGAGCCACAAGACACUGGACUAGUUACCCUAGCCAGUUUCUUACUAUUUUGGGGAUGGAUAUUCAUUGUAACUACCACACUGGUUGCAAUAUUCAAGCAAGAAAAAAAUGAGAUUGUGAACAAGAAAGAGGAGCAACCAAAAGGCAUGAGUGAUAUUGUAAAUGCUUACAAACAGUUGUAUACUAUUGUGAAGCUUCCAGCAGUAAGGACUUUAGCAUUGGUUUUAUUUACAGCUAAGCUCGGUUUCAGUGCAAGUGAUGCUGUAUCAGGGUUGAAGCUGGUAGAGGCAGGAGUGCCCCGCGAAGACUUGGCAUUGCUGGCUGUUCCUUUAGUCCCAGUACAAAUCAUUAUGCCUAUUAUCCUAGCUAAACACACAACUGGUCCGGCGCCACUGUCGCUAUGGCUGCGCGCGUUCCCGCUGCGGUUGCUCGUGGGACCAAUUGUUGCAGGCUUGGUGGCACUCACACCGAGGCUCUUAGGAAAUGCUCCACCAUCCUACACAUAUCUAAUGCUCUUGAUGACCCUUUAUGUUUUCCAUCAGACGUGUCUGUACUGUAUGUUCGUGGCUGUGAUGGCGUUCUUCGCUAAAGUAUCGGAUCCGGCAGUAGGAGGCACGUAUAUGACCCUACUGAACACUGUCUCCAACCUGGGUACUAAUUGGCCGAACACUCUCGCCUUGUGGGCUAUUGAUCACCUCACGUACAAACAGUGUUCCGCACGAGAUGACAAUACAUGUUCGUCUAACUUGGAAGUCCACCUAUGUAAGACCGAAGGAGGAACGUGUGACACUGUGGUCGACGGGUACUACAUAGAGACAGUGAUAUGCCUGGUUGUUGGGUUCCUGUGGUUGCAGUGGGGGCGGCCCACCAUCAACCGCCUGCAGAGGCUACCAGCGUCCGCCUGGCAGAUCAACCACCUCAACAGAUAAGACUGACCCACACUUAUUCAUGUCUAGGUUAUUAAAAAGGCGUAAUUUAUCGGCACCCGGUGCUUCUUUUCGAGGUGAAAACUAAAAUAUGUUCAAAAUUUACAGAGUGCUUUAUUGUUUAAAACAAAUAAUUCGUUUCUUUUAGAACUUUUACAGAAAUAUCGCCGUAUUAAUAUUUAAAUAAUAUUUGUACGAGUUGAUUGUAUAUUUUAUUAUAUUCGCACAUUCAACAAGCAUAAUAGGAUAAUUGGUGAUAAAAUCAUCUAUUCUUUAUUUAUUUAAGUAUUAAUAUUUCAUUUGCCAAAAUAACUCGCACCUUUUUAUAAAACGUUUUAGUUUAACCUCUAUGAUGACAAGUUAUUACUAAGUAGGCAAAAUAUCAUAGAAAAUGUCUUUACCUUCCUGUAACUAUAACUAUACAUGAUAUUUGAAAGAUUCAAUCUAUGUGUUAUAUACCAUUCCGGUAUUUUAUAUUAUAAUCUGUAAUUAAUGUGUCUCACGCCAAGAAUAGACCCCUCUAUGUCUAUACAGGGUGUUAGUGACAUCGUAACGAAUACUCAGAGGGAUGAUUCAGACCAUGAUUCUGAGUUAAUAUCAAGUGGAAUUUUCCGUCGCAAAAUUCAUGUUAUUUUUUUAGUUUUUUCAAAUUAUUUUCAAUUCUAUACUUUUGCGAUGGAAAAUUCCACCUGAUAUUAACUCAGAAUAAUCAGCUGAAUCAUCCCUCUCAGUAUUCGUUACGAUGUCACUUACACCCCAUACAAGUACAUACAGUAGCCAUACAAGUAAGUAUGGGUGUUAGUGACACUGUAACGAAUACUGAAGGGGAUGAUUCAGACCAUGAUUCUGAAUCGAUAUCAAGUGGAAUUUGCUGUCAGAGAAUUCAUGAAAAUUUUAGAGCUUAUUUAAAUUAUUUUCCGUUCCAUACUAUUGCGACGGAAAAUUCCACUUGAUAUCAACUCAGAAUUAUGGCCUGAAUCAUCCCUCAAAGUUUUCGUUACGAUGUCACUAACACCCUGUAUAUAUAAGUAAAAGUUGUGCCCCUCAAAUAUAUUGAAAUAUUCGAAUAAAAAUGACAGAUUACAUUCCCAAAUAAAAGAUUAUGGGCUGUUAGGGAAUUUCUUCAUUGACUCUCUUAAACAUUAAUUAUUGCUUAAAAUGGUUCAUACAGGGGUGUAAUACUUCAUGAGUCAAUUAUAAGAGGGUGCCGUUUGGCGUCAGGACCCUUGUAUAUUAAAACCAAAAGAUGUCAUGACUAAUUACUAUGCAAUAGAAUCCCUGGUGAACAUGUGACAAUAAUUUUAAGCAUUUAAAAACUCAGUAUUUUAACUGGCCCUAAAGCGAAAGUAAUAAAAGUUUAUAUAUAUUUGAAUGAUUCUAAAAAUUUAGAAACUUUUUUAAGCUUUAGGGUCACUUAAAUUGAGCAAGAUGUGUUCUUUUGAUAGAUACAUUUUAUAUACCUACACCUUAUAUAUUUACUAUGACUACACGCCCCAACUUCACUCGUAAACAAUACAAAAAACUAGAAUUUAUUUAAGUAAUACCUACUAAGUAAAGUAUUGUGAUAAUUUAUUUUCAGUAAUAUUGUUUUUAAGACAGAUAAUUGUCCAUAUUUUUAUUAGUUAAAGUAUACUCGUACAAAACCCCACCCUAUUUUACGGGUAUUUAUUUAUCGUUAAAGGAUUUGAAUACAGGGAAUGAAACACCGUUUAUGCAUUCAUCAUAUUAUUAUGUCAUUAUGUACAUAUAACAUUUAAUAAAAUGUACAGGUCUAUAACAAUACUAAAUUUGAUUUUAUAAACAAUGGUAAUAUUGACACAAUAAAUAUUUAUACAUAAAAUCACAAACAUUCAAUUUUAAUAAUCUAUAUUAUAUAACAGAGUUCUUUUCAAUAAGUGAUCUGAACUGAAAUUAAGGAUGUACUCAUUAACUCAUCAUAAUUUCGAUUAAAUAUAAUAAUUAUUUUAUAUCCUAAAAAUAAUGAAUGAAUGACAGGAUCCGUUUGUAAAAAGCAAACGCUCGCAAUAUUAUCUAAUACCACACAUUUGGCUAAAUCAAACUCGUUUUAUAUUUCAUGAUACUUGUAUUCACUCACCUAUUGAAAAGAAGCCCUGACUAUCGUCUUAAAUUGUGUCAAAACAUGUGAUAGCAAUGAUCUUUAAACUAAAUCCAUUUGCUCAAACAAUCAUAAUCCGUAUUUAACACGCUAUGCGAAAAAUAAUAUCUUUGGAAGAACUUUGGUAAAAUAUAAGAAGUCUAUUAUAAUUUGUGCACACAUAAAAUAGUAUCAAGCAACUUUUCCGUAGGUACACUUUACAGUAUUCUGUAAAAUAUCUACAAUAAAAUAUGCUAAUUAUUUUGACGUUUCUAUAUUAUAGCCGUACAGUUGCUAUCUUAUAAUAACUUCUAUUGUUGUUUUUUGUUAGUUUGGUUGGUAUGAGAUUACAUAAUACAUUUUAUAAAGAGUAGGUAGUUGUUAUUUUGAGCCUAUCUUGAAGUUUGUGUUCAAGAGUUCAUAUUAUGUUAAAUUGUAAUUGACCCUGUAUUGGUACUUUGACAUCCUAAAUAAAGUUAUUUGAUGUUA
Molecule: messenger RNA, 4329 nt
Organism: Pectinophora gossypiella (pink bollworm)
Lineage: Eukaryota; Metazoa; Arthropoda; Insecta; Lepidoptera; Gelechiidae
Product: acetyl-coenzyme A transporter 1
Exons: 8
Coding region: 201-1748 (515 amino acids)
Cellular component (GO): membrane
Molecular function (GO): acetyl-CoA transmembrane transporter activity
Source: RefSeq, a predicted model, not a curated record